AGUUGUACUUCAACUUCUCACGAUCAAAACCAGAGAGUUUGACGAUUCCCACGAUCGAAACUAUAGAGCAGUUUAAUGAUUCCUACGAUCUGAGUUCAGUUGAAGGUUAAACGAUAACUACCCACACAACCGCUAUAUACAGAUAAAUAAUCGAAAAGAACCCAAUUUUCGGAACUAGACUCCGGGACGUGUCUUGGAACCCAUCCUUCUUCACACAUUCAAUCCUGGACGCCCACUUUCAGGAGCAAAUCUCAUGGCCAUGUUCCUCCACCUAUGCCGCCGCUGCCUUCGUUGCCAUCUUCUCCAGAUACUGAGAGUGUUAGAUCGAGCAGACAGAGAGAUGGCAUACUUGAGCAUGGGAGAAGCUCACAGAAGAAUUACCGACUACCUCAACCGCUUCUCCGAUGCCGACGCCCUCAACGUCUUCCAGGACUUCAAUAGAUUGAUCAAACAGUCCGAUAACGACUCGCAGUUUGGCGAAAUUCUGGUGCAUCUCUUCCGGGCUUUUCAGAGCUACCGAAUUGGGAAUUUCAUUGAUUCCUAUCAGACAUAUGAAAAACCUGCGAAAGUAUUGAUCUUUUUUUAUUGA
Molecule: messenger RNA, 589 nt
Organism: Pyrus x bretschneideri (Chinese white pear)
Lineage: Eukaryota; Viridiplantae; Streptophyta; Magnoliopsida; Rosales; Rosaceae
Product: enhanced ethylene response protein 5-like
Exons: 3
Coding region: 254-589 (111 amino acids)
Source: RefSeq, a predicted model, not a curated record